Molecule: messenger RNA, 1656 nt
Organism: Purpureocillium lilacinum
Lineage: Eukaryota; Fungi; Ascomycota; Sordariomycetes; Hypocreales; Ophiocordycipitaceae
Molecular function (GO): serine hydrolase activity
Source: RefSeq, a predicted model, not a curated record
AUGGCACCCCCAACUCCCACCGGCACCACGAUCUUUCACGUGCCCUCUUUGGGUACCAUCAAGGGUCUCAUCUUCGAAGAUGGCACUCGGCAGUUCUGUGCCAUUCCUUACGCGAACCUCACCAAACGCUGGACACGCAGCGUCUUAAAUACCUUGCUCAAAGACGGCUUCCACGAUGGAACACAGCAUGGUCCGAUUUGCCCUCAGCCUCCAGAAUAUGCUGUCGAAUUCCACGAUAUGGUCCCAAUCAGGAGAUGCUCGCAUUUUAAGCCAGACGUUGAAAGCGAGGCGGACGCCCUCAACUUGAACGUGGUGAUGCCUGAAGGCGUCGGCCCUACGGCGCGCCUUCCAGUCAUGGUCUGGAUUCACGGAGGUUCGUUCAUUUUCGGCGCGGCAACGCAUCCUGGGUACGACAUGGUCAACCUGGUGUCGUUUUCCAACGCACGAGGAACUCCAAUCGUCGGCGUUAGCAUCAACUACCGGGUCGGCCUGUUUGGGUUCCUCGCCUCUGCUGCAAUUAGAGACGAUCUUGCAAAAGAUGGCUUUAAGGGCGUCGGCAACUUUGGCUUAACGGAUCAGCAAACUGCCUUGGAUUGGGUGCAGCGGUAUAUUGGCGCGUUUGGCGGAGAUCCCGGCAACGUCACCAUCUUCGGCGAGUCGGCCGGUGGCAUGAGCGUUUGCCACCACACCUGGGCAGCGAAUCCUGCCACUUUCCACCGUGGCAUCAGUAUGUCGGGCAGCCUACACACGUGGCCAGUCUGGUCGCUGGAACAGCACGAGAGGCGAUGGAACGUCCUUCUGAAGCGCUUCGGCAUUGACCCUCUGGCAUCGGACGCCUUGGAUCGGCUUCGCGACGUCCCAGAAGCCGAGAUUGCAGUAGCAACUUGCCCGAUCGAAGGCACGAUUGAUGCAACGGGCAACAUGUGUGAUGACGGAUGGUUCUACGCCAGCUCUCCCUCGCCGGGAAAGUACACAUCGCCCCCUGCUUGGCUGAACUCCUUCAUGAUCGGGAACGUAACGCACGAAGGCAUGAUCUUUUCCCACAAUCUAUCGGUGCAAACGCUUGAACUUGCUCGACAGCGACUGUCCAUCUUUCUCAAGGAGCCCGAAAUAGAGCUGGUGCUGCGAGCAUAUGGCAUCAACCCCAGUGCCAGCACAGAUGACUGGAAGAGAAACUUGGAGCAGAUGGUUGCUGACGGUCUCUUUGGCUUUCUGGACCGCAAGCACGCUCAAGCAUCUGAAAUCCCUAUCUAUGCGUACCAUUUCGACCAGAAGUCGACCCUAGAUGGCCUCUACACGGGCCUUGCCCACCACGCCAUCGACAUCGGGUACGUUUUCCUGAACAUGAAGGAACAGAUGACAGACGGUCAGCGCCGAAUCGCAUCCAAAGUCGCUGGCGAUUUCCUCGACUUCGCGUAUGGGAGGGAGCCCUGGGAGCAAUACAACAAGCGCAGUCGCUGGAUGCGCUACGGACCCGACGACACCUGCGCCAUGAUCAGCGAGGAGGAGGCUGAGCCGGUUCGCAAAUACAGCAGGAUGAAUGCGAUUGUCAAUGCAGGCAUCUUUGAGAACUGGGUCGCUGCCAUGGACGAUUUGGCCAACGUGAGAUGGAUGCUUGGGUCGACGUCUAAGACCCUACUCAGCUAUACAACCUAA